Messenger RNA from Adineta ricciae, 1563 nucleotides. NCBI's taxonomy places the organism in Eukaryota, Metazoa, Rotifera, Eurotatoria, Adinetida, Adinetidae. The record is from the annotation of a GenBank genome assembly.
AUGUUCACAAAUGAUGAUCUUAAUCGAUGCCCAUCAAUAUUCUACGGUUCAUUUGCAAAUCCGUUUUUCAUCGAAAGAAUUUUACUAAUGAUCUAUGCAAUUAUAUUCGUUGUCGGUGUGGUUGGAAACACCAUGACAAUCAUCAUCAUCAUAUGUAAUACGCAUUUACGAACGCCAACAAAUUUUUAUUUAUUAAAUUUGGCAAUCUCGGAUCUAAUGAUACUCAUGUGUAAUCUGCCGACUGAAAUGAUUGAGAUUCAUUAUCGACAAUGGCCAUUGCCAGUGAUAUUUUGUAAAUUACGAAGUAUAUGCGCAGAAUUUUUUACUUGUUCGUCAAUUUUAACAAUUCUCGCAUUUACAUGUGAACGGUACUUUGCUAUUGUACAGCCAAGCCAUUACCAUCGUCUCAGUCAUUUUCGUCGUGCUCAAAAAGUCAUACUAAUCAUUUUAUUCAUCUCACUUGUGUUCAGCGUUCCAUUCGGUUUUAUCUAUCAAAUCGAAACGACCAUUCACAAACUCUCGUCAAACUCUAUACCUAUUCCAGUUUCAUCGUUAGAAGAUCUAACAAAUCUACAGUUCAAUCAAACAAUCUUUUGCAAAUCUUGUGCGCAGAGGAAAAGCGUCACACACCUACUAUCCAUAAUUAUCAUUAUUACAUCGAUCUGUUUUUUCUAUUUGCCAAUGAUUAUCAUCGGAGCCAUUUACUUGUUCAUUGUUAAAGCUCUCCGGCUUGUAAAUAAAUGUGAAAAUAAUGCAACAACUCAAUUAAAUUCAAGUUUGUCAUCGUUAUUAAGUGCUUCGAAUAUCGGAAAGAAACAAACUUCAACAACAUCAUGCCACUCACUUGCCACUCAUAAGGAUUUGACGGAAAUUAAACAGCAAAAUAUGCACCUCGGAUCUUAUUCCUGGCUGAAAACACGUGCACGCUGUCAAGCACGGAAAGUUGUUGUGAAAACAUUAGUUGCAGUUGUUAUCGCGUUUUUUGUUUGUUAUGCUCCAUUGUAUGUUCAACGAUUACUUCUAGCCAUCAUGAAUUUGAAUUUAACCAGGAUAUUCGAAUCCGAUGUAUUUGCUAAUAUCAUUGCUUAUCUUUAUGUUAUAUCAGGCACAACUUAUUACUUCGGUUCCGUCGUCAAUCCUAUACUUUACAAUGUUGUGUCGAAUAAAUAUCGACGUGCAUUUCGGAAUUUGUUCUUCUGUCAAGUGACUUAUAAAUCGAAAACGACGAGCAAAGCACCGAAGACUUUGUUUCAAUUAAACCGUCCAAACAAGCGAACAGUUAAUUAUUUAGUGAAAAAGCCAGAAACAUUUCCUCAACUAUACGUUCAAAACCAUUAUCAACUACCCAUGAACGGAAUAAUCCCCAUGGUAAAACGUCCGGCGAUCCCCACAUCGAAAUCGAAUUCAUCAUCGAUGAGCUCACAAAAUCGAGAACAAUAUCCACUCUAUCUGCAACACUUUAAUGAAUCAUUAGCAAAGAAAUGUCAAGUAUAUCAAAAUAGCCGAGCUUCUCUUCGAAGGAAAUUACUUGCGCGAAAGAUGCUUGCCGACAACGAUCGAUAG